Fusarium proliferatum ET1 is the source of this 1635-nucleotide messenger RNA. RefSeq names its product putative GMP synthase. Bases 1 to 1635 code for a protein of 544 amino acids. Lineage: Eukaryota; Fungi; Ascomycota; Sordariomycetes; Hypocreales; Nectriaceae. The record is from RefSeq and is a predicted model, not a curated record. Gene Ontology annotation, biological process: GMP biosynthetic process. Gene Ontology annotation, cellular component: cytosol. Gene Ontology annotation, molecular function: GMP synthase activity; ATP binding; GMP synthase (glutamine-hydrolyzing) activity. The transcript is spliced from 19 exons.
AUGAGCGAAACACUUGACGCGGCGCCGCCGCAUGCUACCUUCGAUACCGUCCUCGUCUUGGAUCUAGGAUCCCAGACCAGUCAUCUCAUCUUGAGACGUCUGCGAUCUAUUGGGGUUUACUCUGAGAUGCUACCAUGUACUCAGAAGCUCAAAGAUCUUUCCUGGAAACCCGUUGGUAUCAUUCUUAGCGGGGGUCCGUCAAGCGUGUAUUCUCCCGAUGCACCAAACGUGGAUCCGCUCGUGUUCGAGCUCGGAGUUCCUGUGUUGGGAGUUUGCUAUGGCUGUCAACUAAUUGCAUGGCGAGUAAACCCAAACAAUGUGGCACCUGGCGUGGCCCGUGAAUACGGAGAGACUUCGAUGGCCAUUCGUAAGAUUGGCAACCAUGCUGACCGUCUCUUCGAGGGAUUGGGAGACUCUUUGAAUGUUGUAAUGAGUCACUUUGAUAAGCUCGUUCAUCUACCCGAUGGUUUCAAGACCAUUGCCACCACCAAGAACAGCGAGUUUGCUGGUAUUGCCCACGAUUCUCAGCCUGUCUUUGGCAUCCAAUUCCACCCCGAGAUCUCUCACACAGAGCGGGGAACUGACAUAAUCGCCAACUUCGCUCUCAAGAUCUGUGGUGCCCGAGCGGACUGGAAGAUGGACAACUUCUCAGAGCGAGAAAUUGUUCGAAUUCGAAAGCUGGUUGGCGACAAAGCACAGGUUAUCGGAGCUGUUUCCGGAGGUGUCGACAGUACUGUGGCGGCUAAAUUAUUGACGGAAGCAAUUGGAGACCGCUUUAAGAGCAUUCUAGUGGACACUGGUCUGAUGCGUCUAAAUGAAUGCGAACAGGUCAAGGAAACUCUGGACAAGCACCUGGGGAUUAACCUGACUGUGGUGGACGGAUCUGAUCUCUUCUUCAGCCGUCUUGCAGGAGUCACGGAGCCAGAAGCCAAGAGGAAGAUUAUCGGAGAGACUUUUAUCGAUCUUUUUGAAAUUGAGGCACUCCGUAUCGAGAAGGAAGCAGAAAACACACCGUUUGCCGGAAAGGUCGAAUGGUUCCUUCAGGGAACACUCUAUGCGGAUAUUGUGGAAAGUUUGAGUUUCAAGGGAGCUGCCAGUUCCACCAUCAAAUCUCACCACAAUGCGGGAGGUCUUCCUGCUCGCAUGCAAAACGGCGAGGCACACCUCAAGCUCCUUGAGCCGCUCCGAGAACUUUUCAAAGACGAAGUGCGGGCUUUUGGACGCCAACUGCAGAUUCAUGAGGAGCUCAUUGGGAGACACCCUUUCCCUGGCCCUGGUUUGGGUAUUAGAAUCAUCGGCGAAGUCACCCGCGAACGCGUCGAAAUUGUGCGCAAGGCGGACCACAUCUUCAUCUCCAUGAUCCGUGAGGCUGGAAUUUAUGACGAGGUCACCCAAGCCUACGCCGCGCUUGACACAAACAGAGCCGUCGGUGUGCAGGGUGAUGCCAGAGCGUAUGGCUACAUCUGUGUUCUGCGAGCCGUGACCAGCUUGGACAUGAUGAGUGCUGAGCCCUACGAGUUUGAGUGGAGUCUUCUCAAGGCUAUUAGCAGACGCAUUGUGAACGAAGUCGAUGGCAUCGCGAGAGUGGUAUACGACACCACGUCUAAGCCUCCAGGAACGAUUGAAUUGGAGUGA